AUGCUUGCUUUCAUACUCGCCUCCCGCUUUCUUUUCUUUCUUGCAGUCAUAUCAGUGGUUAUUGCAGCGCCCAUUCCUAGAAAUCUUCGGAACUCCCGCUUGAUGAUGAAUCGUGAUGAUUCAGACUCGGAGUCGGAUUCUAGCUCAGGCUCUGACUCCGAUUCAAGCUCAAGCUCAAACACCGACAACACCAGUAUUGAUAACGACAGCACUAGCACUAGUGGUGUCUCCUUUGUCGCAGACUCGUCUAUCGACGUCGCCGCGGUUCUUCAAUUAGUUAAAUCUGUCACAUCUAAUCCCGUAUCCGGAGCAAAUUAUGGUACGGGACACGAUGAUAACAAGGCGCAGAUUUAUGAAUUGGACGUGGACAGCUCGGCGGGUGGCUCGGUCUAUGCUUUCGAAGCAGAUAUGGAUGUUGAUUGCGAUGGUACUGAUUAUCAGUGUCAGGGAAACGAUGACGGGCAAUCAGAAACUAGUUAUGGGGCGCUUUCCGCGAAGAGAGUACCCUUCUACGUCCUGCCACAGUCAUUCGUAGAUCAGCAGAAUAUCAAAGGAAACUCUCUCGGGGCCAUCAUCUGCAACAACAAGAUGUUCUAUGCCAUCAUGGGUGAUACAAAUGGCGACUCUCCUGAAGUUAUCGGAGAAGCCUCCUGGCUAAUGGCUCGAACGUGUUUUCCUGCUGAUGAUCUGAACGGAGCUAAAGGACAUGAUCAGUCUGAUGUUACAUACAUCGUCUUUGGCUCCCUAGUUCCAGGCGGUAUUAGCGAAGAUACAUCUACAAUUGACGUCGCUUCGUUGAAGGCGCUUGGGGAUAAAACAAUGAAGGCUUUCAAGCUCAAUAGCUGA
This is a messenger RNA of Lentinula edodes (shiitake mushroom), 846 nucleotides long. Its product is annotated as putative chitosanase. Gene Ontology annotation, molecular function: chitosanase activity. Lineage: Eukaryota; Fungi; Basidiomycota; Agaricomycetes; Agaricales; Omphalotaceae. Bases 1 to 846 code for a protein of 281 amino acids. The record is from RefSeq and is a predicted model, not a curated record. The transcript has 5 exons.